Messenger RNA from Bombyx mori (domestic silkworm), 9068 nucleotides. It is a transcript of the gene PpD3, whose product is annotated as serine/threonine-protein phosphatase 5. Gene Ontology annotation, molecular function: protein binding; hydrolase activity. Lineage: Eukaryota; Metazoa; Arthropoda; Insecta; Lepidoptera; Bombycidae. The record is from RefSeq and is a predicted model, not a curated record. The transcript has 9 exons. Bases 753 to 2225 code for a protein of 490 amino acids.
UGGGGUUGUUAGGUUUUAUUUUCGUUACGGAAUUUCUUGAUUCGGUUGCCGCGCUCAAAACCCGCGAUAAAAGCUAUGCAAUAGCAUAAAAAGAAUAUUUGACUUGUCAGUCUUGUGAUUUGACAGUCUUUGUUCUUUUUGUUCUAAAACAAUGAGUGUGUGCGUGCGCAUGAGUGUGUGUAUGUGUGUUCGUGUGUUUGUGUGUACGUGCGUUUGCGUGCGUGUGUGGUGUGUGUAGUAAAUAGUACACGCUAAAUUCAAUAUUGGAAAGCGAUAGGAAUAAUAAUUUUGUGUUCAAAGUGAUUUGCAUCUGAUUUUCGAGAUUUAAGAGUAGUGCUCGAGGUGUUAAUCAAAAAAGUUAUAAUCACAAAUAAAUUCUGGGGAUAAAGUUAUUUAAGUGUACAUUGUAUUUGAAAUGAAAAGAAAUGCAACGCUUACAAAUGCCAAUUAACCAUUACUUAAUGGUAGUUUUCCAAUUACAGAGCAGAGCAUAAGCGCUCUUGUACUGUAAUUGGAAAACGACCAAAAAUACACGCAGCUAAGUUUCGUGAAAAUUUUAUGUCUUAGUCCCAUCACUAUUGACCAGUGACGAUUGAUCUGUCAUUUUCCAUAAAAAUUAUUUUCGUGAUUUGCGAUUACUGAUUGAUUAGCAUGUAAAUCGGAAAUCGGAAUAGAAGUCUUUUAAAGAUUAGGUAUUGAAAAUACUUGUUUAAUUGAUCUUAUUGAUUUCAUCAAUACUAAAACACGAGACAAUGUCUAAUCACGAAGAAAUCACUGCACCAAGCACCCAAGAAGAUAUCGAAGCGGCAGACAAAUUGAAAAACGAAGCAAAUGAAUAUUUUAAAAAGCAAAAUUAUGAUAAGGCGAUCGAGUUGUACAGUCAGGCCAUCGAGAAGAAUCCUAACAGCGCUGUUUUGUACGCGAACAGGAGUAUAGCAAAUCUUCGAUUAGAGAACUUCGGUUAUGCUUUAGGUGAUGCCUCCAAAGCCAUAGCUUUGGACAAAGGCUACACCAAGGCUUAUUACAGACGUGCCGCUGCGCAUAUGUCUUUGGGAAAGUACAAACUGGCGCUUACGGAUUUUGAAUAUGUAACUACAGUAAGACCAUAUGAUCAAGAUGCAAAACUCAAGUACAGUGAAUGCAAUAAGAUAGUUAAGAAGAUCGCCUUUGAAAAAGCCAUCUCAGUGGACAAAAAAGAAGUUAACAUUGCUGACAGUAUUAAUUUGGAUUCAAUGACCAUUGAAGAUGAGUACGAAGGGCCAAUGCUUGAAGAUGGAAAAGUUACUUUGAAUUUCGUCAAAGAGCUAAUGGAAUACUAUAAACAGCAGAAGAAACUUCACAAGAAAUAUGCCUACAAGAUCCUGCUAGAUGUGAAGACAUACCUUCAGAACCAGCCAUCUCUUGUUGACAUCAAAGUCCCAGACGACAAGAAGUUCACCAUGUGUGGUGACAUCCAUGGCCAGUUCUAUGACUUAAUGAAUAUAUUUAAAUUGAAUGGACUUCCAUCGGAUGAAAACCCGUACCUGUUCAAUGGAGAUUUUGUGGACCGAGGAUCAUUCAGCGUGGAAUGUAUCUUCACUUUGUUCAGCUAUAAGUUGCUGUAUCCGGAUCACUUUUACAUGUCUAGAGGUAAUCAUGAGACACUGGACAUGAAUCGGGUGUACGGUUUCCGUGGGGAGGUGACAUCAAAGUAUACCUCACAAAUGGCCGAUCUAUUCACCGAGGUCUACAACUGGCUACCCUUAGCUCACUGUAUAAACGGUCGAGUGCUUGUAAUGCACGGGGGGUUGUUCUCAAAAGAUGACGUCACACUCGAAGACAUCAAGAACGUGGACCGAAACAAACAGCCGCCUGAAGAUGGUAUAAUGUGCGAGCUCCUCUGGUCUGACCCUCAACCGAUGCAAGGACGUUCCCAGUCCAAGCGCGGCGUCGGCUGCCAGUUCGGUCCGGACGUGACCCACAACUUCCUGCAGAGGAACAAGCUCGACUACAUCAUCCGCAGUCACGAAGUCAAGAACGACGGCUACGAGGUCGCCCACGACGGAAAGUGCAUCACAGUCUUCUCGGCUCCCAACUACUGCGAUACAAUGGGCAAUCUAGGCGCUUUCAUCACUAUGAAUGGAAAGGAUCUUGUGCCUCACUUCACUACAUACGAAGCAGUGCCCCAUCCGGACGUGAAGCCGAUGGCGUACGCGAAUUCCAUCUUCAAUUUCCUCUGCCAAUGAUCGAAACCAGCUCACGUACGGGUCUAAGCUCGACUUAAAGCACUCCUCCGAAACGUUACCGGUAAAACAAACGAUUUUAACACUUAAUACAAUAGUACGUAAGUUUGAAAAUUCUCCGUAGUGAUUUGAUAGUAGUAUAGGGAAAAAGCUGUGUGGGCAAUCAAUUUUCAUAAACUGUUUGUAAAGUUGAUAGUCUCAGUUAGAACAACGUUGGGAUGAAAUUUUCCGAUGUGUGAGUGAGUGAUUUUCGUAAAAUGGUGAAAGCCAUAAAGGGCUUUCUCUAGGAUUGAAAGCUAGGAUUUCUCCUGUGUUAUGUACACCAGAACAAACAUUCAAGAUAAGAAUAACACACAGACUGUAUACCAAACAUUUAGGUGCUGACUCCGCGAAUCGAGAACCCAGACCGUGUGGUAUUGUAGUCGAAUUCUCUGAGGACCAUCGCUUGAUAUAAUCUUAUGACAGCAAAAACUGGAAAAAAAAAUGGUGCGCAUGCAUCUUGGUGCACGUGAAAGAAGUGAAACUUCUUUUGCGGUGUGAAGUAUUGUGGUUUUCUUCACUUUGCAUCCUUAAAUCAAAUUUCUCUUAUAUUAGGGAAUUUUGUGUAUAAGAGAAACGACCUAGCUCGCUUUGUCAUUCCCCUCUCCACGGUCGAGUGGUUCGCGAGACGCUCUAUCUAUUUUCUCACUCUCGCUCUUCCUAAAUUGUAUCUUUUCUCUCAAACCGUAACGAAUCUGUCGCGAGUUAAAUUUUAUUUCCAACGCGCUUAAAGAAGCUUCACUUAAACAUUGUAUAGCUCACAUACAAUUGAAAAGAUACCUUCAAAAAUAUUCUCUCUCACCCUCACAGGCUCAAACUUUUAAAUGCAAUUAUGUUUGUCUCUUUCUAGUGACCCAUUUUCGUUUCAUCGGGUUCCAAUUAACAACGGUGCUAAAGAAGUUUUUACUUUAGAAAUGUAUUGAUAAUGGUAUUCAAUUAAAUUGCAAUAUUAUGUUUCUUUUGAGACAUUAGUGAAUAGAAAUAGUAAAAAAAAAUAAUUAAGCAUUAAUGUUUUAUUUUACGUGGCCUUGCACUAUUUAAGUUUUUUUUUUUAUUAAUUUCAUGACUGACAUUAUAUUCUUUUGCCUUUUUUUCAUAAUACGUAACUGCGUCUAAAAUAUACAAGAAGUAUUUUGGAAAAAAAAUAUGCGAUGUAUUAUUCGAAUGCAUCGAAAUCGAAAUCGAAUCGAAAAAAGUAUCGAUUUUUAACAGCAUAGUAUAUAGUAACUCUUAUUUUUGGGGUCGAGUGUCGAACCUCUAAUUUCCAAUCCAAACUUUCAGAGUAGCUAUCAGGAGAUAUCGCAGCAUCGCCACUUUCUGCUUAAUCAUCACUCACACAUGCAAAAAUCGAUUCCUCCAAUAUUUCGCUCUGCCAGUAAUUUUUGUAAGAAUAAUGAGAAGUAACUGCUCAAACGAAACUAGUACUUAUAUACUCUCACUGUGAGGUUGAUAUUUGAAUGCUUUGUGGUUUCUUAUGAAUUUUUGUACUUGUAACAUUUCGAUGCAUUUACUCGUGUAAAUUACUCUUUGCGCUUUAAGGAAUAAGGAAUAUUUUCCUGUGUACAUUGCCGUUUCAAGGUUUACCUGAAUUCUUAUUUUAAAAAAAUACUCGUCAUUCGAUGUUGUUGUUUUAAUAAUUAAAAAAAAACUGAAUAUCAAGACAAACUGUUUGUCAGUAUACCUCUUAGAGAUCAGCGUCUCUUAUUCGUGACGUUGUACGCACGCGAACAAAAGUACCGUCAUUAUCUAAAAAUCAAACCAAUAAUACCGAAUUAUACUCUAACACUAAUGACAUAAAGCUUAGCGAAUAAAUAAAACAAUUCGUUGACCAGCGACCGGACUCAUACCAACAAAGUUGGGAAUCUCCUACAUUUGAAGUCGAGCUUUUUAAAUUUAAAUUAAUGCGGAUUCAAACGGGCUUAUCUUCCCACUUUUCCGCACAGCGUCAAUCAGUAUUCAAUUCGUAUGGUUCACAUAAACAUUGACGUCAUUGUUCAAUAUAUAUUUUUCACUAUUUAGCUUCCAAAAUAAUUCAGGCAUUACUGGAUUGAUUUAUUAUUAUUAAUGUAGUUUAAUCUUAGUUAAUUAUAAAUAUAUAUAUAUUAGCAAAUAAGAUACCUAUUAUAAAUAAUAUAAAUGUAAACCUUAUUUCAAUGCAAUAAGGUUUUAAUUGAUUUUCGGAGUGUAAACGAACAUAACAUGUAGGGCGACAAUAUUAUUCUUUUAAAAUAUUGUUGCUUAUAAUUAUGUGCUUUCAAGGAAAUGAAUGAAGGUGUAAAUUGUUCACUCAUGCGGAAUAUUUCGAUAUUUUUGGAUUUCGGAAUCGCCUAUCAUACUUCCUGCCUAUAAUUUGGAUAUCCUUAGAAGCACAAAUUGAACAAUUUUUUCUACGCGUCUCUGCAUUUCUUGUAUGCUUUUUUUUUUAAUUUUUAAAUAUAUUAUUAUAUAAAAAGUAAGAUGUUACAGCGACAAGACAUAAUAUGUGUCAAAAUCGCUGUGAUCAUGGUCAAAACGGAUUUGAUAGGAUGACCUUUAAAAAAAACCUAGUAAAUUAUAUUUAUUAUGGUCACCAUACAAUAUUCUCCGCAUUUUCGUGACAUUUUUUGGGGACAAACUUUGACAAACUUCACGAAAGUUUAUUAUAAUUAAAUGAAAAUGACCUAAGAAAUGUCUUCGACGUGAAAAUAAUUGAAAUGUUAAUUUCGUAAUUCAAUUAUUGCGACAAAUGCCCUCGUGGUUCUUCUUGAAGUUCGAGAAGGGACUCGUAUGGUUAUAUUUUAGUAUUUUGUGCAACGUGUUGUGUGGUCACGGGUGCUCAUAGGUGCUCACGGUUGGCAGCCUAUUAGAUUUAUAUUGGUAGUGACUGUGAUGCCCUCAAGCAAAGUCUUCUCUUUAUCUUCAUCGAGCAUGGCUAUCUGUCAGCGGAAGCUGAAAAUUUCAAAGAAAAUCCAAGCACCACUGAAGAUACUGUCAUGCAAAACCUUUUAUUAUUUCUUAGACAUUAACCACGCUUCAAAAUAUGCAGGACAGUCAGUUAAUACGGCGUUUCUUUCUACGUGUGCUGAUAGCCUUGAGAGGCUACUUCAGCUUCGCCCUAGCAUGUAGGUGAGCUCACGGGGCUCAAACCGGAGUGUUGCUAACACUGGCCCUAGCAAGAGCAGUGCUUCGCAGAAUCUACCACCGGAUCGGAAACGCGACCCACUGAGACGAUCCGGCGAGAAACUCAGUGGCCUUUGUCUAUGGGUUAAUUCGCAAGUCGAGCCAUCGGUCGGGUUCGACGAGGACGGUGACUGGCGCUUGUGGUAGGUACCACCGUUAUUGGAUCGGGAGGAUCCGUAAUAACGUGAAUCAUGAGCUUAGUAUACAUCGGGUUCUGAAAGACACAAUAGGCUAACUUCGACUGGAUAGCGUUAUCUCUGUCACACGAAAAUGUAUGAAUGAGAAAGACGAAUAUAACUUCUCUUUCUAAAAACCUCGGUAAUCGAUAACACUGACGUCACAGAGCUGUAAACAAUUAGAAUGUCCAUUCAUUUCCGUUUUGAUAACGUCCUAUGAUAAUAUCAUAAAUAGAUGGAGUAACGAAGAAGUGCUUUGUAAAUAGACACUAGAGGGGCCUUUUCGGAUUUAAAAAAAAACACGCUUUUUGAACACAUUUCCUGCACGGCUAUCGUUAAACAAAGGAACGUGGCCAUUAGCAGUGAGUGUUAUAAAAAAAAAAAAUAUUAUUUUUCUAAUUUGUACGCUGACCGUACUUUUGAUACUAAAAAAAAUUAGGUAAGCUCGCGGAAGUCACGAAUUUUAUAUGUCUUUCGCAUCAAAGUAAAUUAAUUGGUAUUUUGUAAGAUCAGCGACAAAAUUGCUACAAAUUUGCUUUGGUUAUUGACUGAGAACUUAUAGAAAAAAUCCACAGAGCAUUUUACCGUUUACGCAUUUUUUUGAUACAUGUAUAUUAUAAUUGUUAUCAAUAAUUAUGAAUUACCAACCCUAUCAAUAAUGUUGGUGUUCUUUCAAUCGAAAUUCAACUACUGCAUCCACAUUUUUGUGUCUUUUCGAUAUUUUUUUCUUGCAACAACUUACUGGUCGUAGGACCUCUUGUGAGUCCGCGCGGGUAGGUACCACCGCCCUGCCUAUUCCUGCCGUGAAGCAGUAACGCGUUUCGGUUUGAAGGGUGGGGCAGCCGUUGUAACUAUACUGGAGACCUUAGAACUUAUAUCUCAAGGUGGGUGGCGCAUUUACGCCGUAGAUGUCUAUGGGCUCCAGUAACCACUUAACACCAGGUGGGCUGUGAGCUCGUCUGCCCAUCUAAGCAAUAAAAAAACGCGGGAAAAGAACUGCUUAAUUUUUUACUCAUUAACGGAGCACCAAAGCUCGUCAAUACUUGCUAAAUUUAAAAAGAACGCUUGGACAACAGAGGAGAAAAAAGGGUACUGAAUUGUUUGUCUUUUUAAAGGGGUAUACAGUUUAAAGCCUUCGUCAAACAGAACGCGUACUUAGCGCCGCGUACUUAACGUCGCGUUCUUUUCAUGUCACACCAAUUGACUAGAUGAGUCUAACGCUCCUUGACGCAACGCAUUCGCCAAAUCACAGUGCCUUUCGAUAGCAGUGUGAACAUUUAAAAGUAUUAAGAAAUCGAGUGAUUCAGAUGUGGCAUUGUAUAAGCAUGGGUAUUUUCUAACUAUUUAUAUCAUUUUUACGGGCAUUAUCUAGUAUUUUAAUACACAUUCACUCGGACGCUAAAAAACGCUCGUAAAAAAUUACAACGCCUGACGUCAAAGCGUCCUAACGCCGUUACAGAGCGCUGCGUACUUAUAGCGCUGGGGCUCUGUUUGACGGUAUGUUACCAUAGUAGUACAACACAGUCAGUUCAGCGCUCUAACGCGCGCUAAUUACGCGUUCUGUUUGACAAAGGUUUAAAUGAAUUAUUACAGAGCGUUUGCGAACACACAGUUACAUUUGCCGUUUAUUUUAAAAUAAUUCUACUUUUAUUUUUAUUUGUGAACGUCGGGGUUGACUCAAAUCAGGGUUGCCCGGUGUAAGCGAUAUUUGCUUAUUAAAAUUUGGACUAGAGGCCAAAGUCUAGGUGUUCGGCAUUUAUUUUUGUCUAAAUUUAAUAUCUGUGACAACGCGUGUGUUGUUCGAAUUUUCAAACGUCAGAGGUGUAAAAUUUAGACAUUAUAAUAUGCGCGUUACAUAAAACCAAAUUUAAAGUAAAUUACAUAAUGAAAAAAAAACAUGUAAAUGUUUGCUUUUUUAUUUACGGAAUGCAUCGAUGAUUUUUUUUUAUGUAUUGUAGAUAUUUUUUUCUGCCAUAGAUCAUUGUUUAUAGAUUUUAUUUUAAAUGUAAAUGAUAUGUUAAUUUUUUUUUAAUAAUAAAUAAAGAAAUGAGUUAAUUUUAUUUUUGCUUUUAUGUUUACAAGUCUUUUGAAGUGAACGGUGUCAUCAUUGUAAGACAUGAUGCGACGGUUUUUUUUUUUAAAUCCAGUAACUAAAUAAUUUUGCUUUCAAAGCACUCUACUAUCUAAAGUUUUACUGUGACAGAUAUUAAUACAGUUAUAGUUAUUCAUCAAAACGCAUAAGUUUUGAAACUCUAGAGAUGUUCACGUAGAAAGCUAAUAUUUAUUCAAUAAUCGAUUAUCAACAAUAGGCCUAGACGUUUUAACAUUUUUAAAGAAUUUCACUAAUUAAUCAUCGUAGGAAUUGUAAUCCAUUUAAUGAUAAUUAAUAGGUAAUUUAUACAAAAAAAAACGUAAUUUUAAUGAAUUGUCCAAUACGAGAGAAAGGGAGAUAGACGAGAUGAAAAUAUCUGUAUCUCUUUCUGUUUUUUUCGUAAUUGUAGUUGGUGUUAAUCUUGACAGAAGGGUUGUGAUUUUUGAUUAUUCAUCUUACUGACGACUGCUGAUUUGAGAUACGAUUCACUAUGGAACAAGUACCUUUAAUGAGAGCCCAUUGUUUGUAAUAAGUUAAGGACUCCAAAGAAGUAACAAUCAAAGCAAUUGUGAUAAGAUAAUAAUCAAAUAGUGGUGCGCUUAUUGCGCGAUCUGUCCUUUGCUACAGAGAAAACCAAUAAAGCAUUCUCUCUUUGUCAAGGUGCGAGGUUAAACGUUUUGACUUUAAAAAAAGCUGUUGUGUCCGCAAUGCCAACUCGGAAAAUCAUUGUGCAAUAGGGAAUCGGACAGACAUAUCAAAAUUGCCGCACAGACCUUAUAAAUCUAGGCGCAGCGUAACUUCAUUGCGUGUGACGUCAUUUGGGGCUAGUUUUUAACUGCGAGCUAAUCACGUAUGAAUUUACGCGCUAUGACUUGUGUUUAGAUCGAUGCGUAGAUAGAAUGCCUUUCGGUUUGAAGGGUGGGGCGGCCGUUGUAACUAUACUGAGACCUUAGAACAUAUCUCAAGGUGCGUGACGGCAUUUGCGUUGUAGAUAUCUAUGGGCUCCGGUAAUCUGCUAACACUAGGUUGACUGUGAGCUCGUCCACCCAUCGAUGCAAUAAAUAAAAUAUAUAUAAAUGCGAUUUAAUUUAUUAAAAUAAUUAUAAUUCAUAUUUCACAGAAAAUAAUAAUUGGUCUGGUUGUUGCGAUUGGUCUGUUAUGGUUGUCCGAUUACCUAUUAUAUAGAUGCUCAACAGGCACAAAAUAUUUACCUAGUAAAUAAGUAUUCGUCAUCUAUACUAGUGGUUUAACGUGAUAUGCAGAACGUAACUGUGUCCGUGUAUCGAGUGGCGGAUUUUUUAUUUAUUUCCGCGGCAUAUCAAUACGUACCAUUUUACGUAAUUCUCGAGACGGACACGAAUAAAACUUGUUAAAUUUGUA